AUGACUCUGCAAACAUUAACUCCAGUCAACUGUGCCAGCCUUAUACAGCCUGGCUGCUCUCUGCUACAGCUGGACGACGAAGUUCUCCUGUUCGGUCAGAAAGGCUGGCCCAAGCGCGCAUGUCCGACCGGGGUAUUUGGGGUGCGAAUUAAAGGUAGCGAUCUCAAGCUGAGGCCUAUAACAUUCUCCAACGACUCCUGCUACCUACCUCCAUUACGUUGCCCCGCUGUUUGCCGCCUUGACCCUUAUGACGACCUGCCAGAAAGUUAUCUGAUCCACGGCGGCCGCACACCAAAUAACGAGAUCUCAUCUAGUCUGUAUCUGCUGACCAUGGAUAGCCGUGGUUGCAAUCGCAAACUGACUCUACGUUGUAAAGAGAAAGAGCUGGUAGGAGAAGUCCCAGAGGCUAGAUACGGCCACAGUCUUAGUAUAAUUCAAAGCCGAGGGAAAAUGGCAUGUGUGUUGUUUGGGGGGAGGUCCUACAUGCCUGCAGGAGAGCGGACCACUGAGAGCUGGAACAGCGUAAUCGACUGCCCCCCCCAGGUGUUCUUGUUUGACUUGGAGUUUGGGUGCUCCUCAGCUCAUACUCUACCUGAUCUCUGCGACGGACAGUCUUUCCACGUUUCCAUCGCCAGAAAAGACUGUGUCUACUUCCUCGGCGGUCACUCUAUCACCUCCGACUCCCGCCCCCCUCGACUCUUUCGCCUGCGCGUCGAACUUCUGCAGGGAAGCCCCUUGAUUUCCUGCGAGACCCUAGACACCGGAUUGUCCGUCUCGAGUGCCAUCGUAACUCGUACAGGCCCCACUCACAGCUACAUCAUCUUAGGUGGGUAUCAGUCAGACUCUCAGAAGAGGAUGGAGUGCACUACAGUGAUCCUGGAUGAAAAAGGGAUCCACUUUGAACCGUUAGAAGCACCAAAUUGGACUCCAGAUAUCAUUCAUAGUCGGACAUGGUUCGGAGGCAGCGCUGGGGAGGGAAGUGUCUUACUGGCUGUACCUACUGAAGGAAGGCCAUCCCAACCAGACGUGCACUACUUCUAUCAAGUGACUUUUAAAUCCGAAGGAGACGGCGUGAAAGAGGAUGAUGGAACCCAGGGCUGCAGCCAGGAGUCAACAGACUAUGACAACUCUACCCCACUUGAAGACUCCGAGGAGCUGUACUUUGGCCGUGAGCCUCAUGAGCUCCAGGACGGUAGUGAUGAUGAAGAGGAUACAUAUAAUGAGGAGGAUGAGGAGGAUGUGUCCCAAACAGGCUACUGGAUCAAAUGCUGCCUAGGCUGUCAACUGGACCCGAACACGUGGGAGCCGUAUUAUUCCACAGAGCUCCACCGCCCAGCCAUGAUCUUCUGUUCAAGAGGUGAAGAGGGACACUGGGUCCACGCCCAGUGCAUGGAGUUAUCUGAGACUUUACUGCUUAAGCUCUCUCAGGGCAGCAGAAAGUACUUUUGUCUGGACCAUGGAGGCCUGCCUUACCAGGAGAUGACCCCCCCUCGACAGGUCAUGUCUUUGAAGCGCACCCCCAUGAAAGUCAAAAGCAGGAAAAAUCCUCCAACCAUAAAUAUGUCUCCUGCCAAAAAAAGCUUUUUCAAAAGGCUCUUUGAAUGA
This is a messenger RNA of Sphaeramia orbicularis (orbiculate cardinalfish), 1605 nucleotides long. It is a transcript of the gene rag2, whose product is annotated as recombination activating gene 2. The record is from RefSeq and is a predicted model, not a curated record. Gene Ontology annotation, molecular function: protein binding; sequence-specific DNA binding. Gene Ontology annotation, biological process: V(D)J recombination. NCBI's taxonomy places the organism in Eukaryota, Metazoa, Chordata, Actinopteri, Kurtiformes, Apogonidae. Gene Ontology annotation, cellular component: DNA recombinase complex; nucleus. The transcript has a single exon. The coding region runs from base 1 to 1605 and encodes 534 amino acids.